ACUGCUUGUCCCUGUGAAAUAAGAAGUUUAACUCUGUGGUGACUGAAAGAGGGGACACGCCAAUGAGCUUGGACACCGUGAACAGGGUGGUAGUGUGGGCAUCUUAUGUACAAGUGCAUGAACAGGAGAGGUGGGUGACUGUACACUCAACACUUUAUAAAAGAGGCAGGCAUAGAGUUAAAUUCUUCAUGAGCACCAGAGAGACAGAGGCAGAGAAGCUGUGUGUUGGAGGGGCUGACUUCAAAGAGCAGCAGGUCUUCUGACAGAGUUGGCCUCUAACAACUCUCCCCAGCACCCAGCACCCAGCAUGCGGAAAGGGUGGAGGAGUAAAAGGUUGCUGCUACAAAAAAAAAAAACAAGACACAGUACAGCUUCACUGACAUCAAAGGUUAGCUUGCCACCUAAAGCAUAGCAACGGCAACAGCAACAACCUGUAGCUGCUGCCCAGGGGGUGAAAGAGGAAACAGCACCCAGCGCUGAAGCCAGCAGUUAGCGAGAGAGUGCCCUGGGCAGGAGCCAUGGCCUGGCUGCCUUCCUGCUGGCUGUGGGUUCUGGUGCCUCUGGCGGGGCUCUCUGCUACCCUGGCCUCUCAGGCCUGCCCGAAGAAGCACUACUGGGCUCAGGGAAAAUGGUGCUGCCAGAUGUGUGAGCCAGGAAUGUUCCUCAAGAAGCACUGUGACGGGGAUAAACAGCCUGCUCAGUGUCAACCGUGUGUACUGGGGAUCUCCUACUCACCAGACCACAACUCCCGGUCCCACUGUGAAAACUGUCGGCACUGUAACUCUGGUCAUGUCGUUCGAAACUGCACCCUUACCUCCAACACCGUGUGUGCCUGCCCCAAGGGCCAGGAGUGCAGGGACAAGGAGUGCACCGACUGUGACCCCGCUCCGGGACCCUCGCUGACCCCUCGUCUAUCACGGGCCCCAGACCCACAGCCACAACCCACCCACUUACCUUAUGCCAAAAUGCUGGAGGCCAGGACAGCGAGGCACGCGCAGACUCUGGCUGACUUCAGCCCACCUGCCCCAGCUCUCUCCACUCAUUGGCCACGUGAGUUUUCUCCACAUUCCCCACCCCAGGAGAGAAUGCAUACAGGAGAGUCCAAGAGAGAAGCCAGCCAGAAAGUAACUAGGAGUGCAGCCCAGAGGUCCCAGUGCAGCUCAGAAUGCAUCCGCAUCUUUGUGAUCCUGUCUGGAAUGUUCCUUGUUUUCACCACAGUCGGAGCCCUGUUCCUCCAUCAACAAAGAAAAUACGGACUAAACAAAGGAGAAAAUCCCGUGGUGCCUGCUGAGCCCUGUCCUUACAGCUGUCCCAGGGAGGAGGAAGGUGAAGCCAUCCCCAUCCAGGAGGAUUACCGAAAACCUGAGCCUGCCUCCUACCUCUGAGCCAGCAGUCCCCAGAGAGGGGUCACCACUGCAAUGAAGGCCUAGCUUCCAGCACAGCGCACUGACCAUCCAGAAGCAGUGAGACCUGGCACUCCCUAUCUCAGUAGCAUGCUCUCAUCAGGACCCUUUCCUGUGUGCAGACUUGAGAAAGCACCUUUGAGACUGGCAGUGACGAGGACCCAUGGGAGGGCCAGGGUGGGAGGCAGGAUGUAUCCUGGCCCAGCCAGCUUCCCCUGGUGCUGGAGGGGCCCCGGCAUUCCAGUUGUAAUACGCACGUUAAGCCUACGAAAGGCCCGCAUGCUGUAUUUAGAACUCCUGCAAAAUAAAGUGACAGCCUGAUGCACACU
Molecule: messenger RNA, 1732 nt
Organism: Phyllostomus discolor (pale spear-nosed bat)
Lineage: Eukaryota; Metazoa; Chordata; Mammalia; Chiroptera; Phyllostomidae
Gene: CD27
Product: CD27 molecule
Exons: 6
Coding region: 519-1385 (288 amino acids)
Biological process (GO): negative regulation of apoptotic process; positive regulation of T cell differentiation; positive regulation of B cell differentiation
Cellular component (GO): external side of plasma membrane
Molecular function (GO): transmembrane signaling receptor activity; protein binding
Source: RefSeq, a predicted model, not a curated record